This is a messenger RNA of Aureobasidium namibiae CBS 147.97, 1815 nucleotides long. Its product is annotated as DUF1446-domain-containing protein. Lineage: Eukaryota; Fungi; Ascomycota; Dothideomycetes; Dothideales; Saccotheciaceae. The record is from RefSeq and is a predicted model, not a curated record. Bases 1 to 1815 code for a protein of 604 amino acids. The transcript is spliced from 3 exons.
AUGCCCGCAGAGAGAAAUUUACGCAUUGGCAAUUGCAGUGGUGCAACAGGAGAUGCCCCUCAUGCGAUGGCUCGCAUGGUGCGAGAAGCAGACGUCGACGUUAUCACUGGUGACUGGCUGUCUGAGAUGAACAUAGCCUGGGAAUCAAUCAGGAAAGCCGAAGACCCAGAACUUGGCUACGACGUGGGAUUUCUCAGACAACUCACCGAAUGCAUCGAUGACAUUGCGGAGAAGAAGAUCAAAAUUGUCACUAAUGCCGGAGCGAUGAAUGCUCCAGUACUAGCCCGCAAAGUUGACGAGCUGUGUAAAACUCGUGGUCAUGAUUUAGUUGUUGCUACCAUACUCGGAGACGACGUCAGUCAUCUUCUGAAGAAAAGAAAACAUGGUCAUCGAGUGCUUGGAUUCCCCCAUCUGGAUCAUGAAGAACAGCUCUUGGAGGACUGGGACUCAGACCUUGAGCCUACGUGUGCUGCUGCAUAUAUAGGUGCUUGGGGUAUCGUUGCAGCACUCAAAGAGGGCGCCGAUAUCGUCAUCUGCGGUCGUGUCACAGAUGCGUCUCCAGUCAUUGGCGCUGCUGCUUGGUGGUACGGCUGGUCCGAGCAAGCCUAUGACCAACUUGCCGGGGCUCUGAUAGCAGGUCAUCUCAUCGAAUGCGGACCAUAUGCGACAGGAGCGAAUUUUUCUGGCUUCAAGGAAUUUCUGCCAGAGCUUGUAGAUCUGGCAUUCCCAGUCGCUGAGAUCAUGCCCUCUGGAGCUUGCUAUAUCACCAAACCAGAAUCCAUGAAUGGAGUGAUCAACAAAUUCAACAUAACCUCUCAACUGCUGUAUGAGCUCCAAGGACAGAAUUAUCUCAACCCCGAUGUCGUUGCAGACAUCGCCAGCAUUCACAUCGAGGACGCCAAUCGUGAAAAUUGUGUCUUGGUAUCAGGUUGCAAAGGCUCUCCCCCACCUCCGACCACAAAAGUGAUGAUUGCAGCACCCGGAGGCUGGCAAGCAGAAACAACAUACUACAUCAACGGUCUCGACGUCUACGCAAAAGCACAAAUGAUGCAACAGCAACUCGAAAAUAUCUUCAGCGGCAGCAAGUUCUCAAAGUUUUCUGCAGAAUUGUACGGUACUCAAGUCGACAAUCCAUCUUCGCAACAAGCUGGUACAGUCAUGUUGCGAGUGUUUGCUCAGGCGCGAAACAAGGAAGAUAUUGCAGCGGAGAAGUUCAAGAUACCGCUGUAUUCGCUACGCAUGCAGAGUUAUCCCGGCUAUCACAUGAAUCUGGACUUCCGCACCAUGGACCCAAAACAGUUCUAUGAGAUUUUCCCAGCAACGAUCCCACAAGCAGCUAUCAAUCACGAAGCUGUGGUAGAUAAGAAGAGAAUCUCCAUCGCCCCACCGAGAAAGACACAGCACUAUCCCGUGCAGAGGCCUUCUGCGGAAACGUCACAUCCCGUCGAUCUAGCCACCUUUGGACCCACUGAGCGUAGACCACUGGGCAGUAUCGUACACGCGCGCUCCGGCGACAAGGCAAACAAUUCCAAUGUCGGCUUCUUCGUCCGUCAUGCCGAUGAGUACCCUUGGCUACAAUCCUUGCUCACUGCAGAGAAGUUGAAGGAACUGCUACAGGAUGAUUAUGCUGGACACGAGAUUGAGCGGUGCGAGUUUCCGAAUAUUCUUGCAGUACACUUCCGCAUCAUGGACUUCCUCGAUGGAGGUAUUGCGUCGAGUGCUCGUAUAGAUGGGUUGGGUAAAGGAGUGGGUGAGUAUUUGCGUUGCAAGCAUGUGGAUGUUCCAACUAUGUUCUUGCAGAGAGGUACGAUAUGA